This is a messenger RNA of Haemonchus placei, 1140 nucleotides long. The record is from the annotation of a GenBank genome assembly. NCBI's taxonomy places the organism in Eukaryota, Metazoa, Nematoda, Chromadorea, Rhabditida, Trichostrongylidae.
UGCUCGGAGAAACAAGUCGCUGUCGAUGGUCAGUGCCUGAACCGUGUCUCCAUCGGCGAACCAUGCAGUAACCAAGUACAGUGCCCAACCAGUGCUAUCUGCCAGGCUGGCGUUUGUGCUUGCCCCGAAAACCAGAGCUAUGUGAAUGGUAUUUGUCAAUCCGCAUGUGGUGAGAAUGAAGUGGACGUGAAAGGUACAUGCCUACCGAAGGUCGAAAUCGGAGAAGCCUGUGAGGCUGAUGAACAGUGUCAAGGUGGCUCGACCUGUGACGGCAGUGUUUGUGCCUGCCCACCUGGAGAGGACAAAGUUGACGGUGUCUGUGUGAAGAAAGUGAAGUCUCGGAAACCCGCUACAUGUCCCAUAGCCGGACAGAUGCCUUACAUCGACAGGCAAACCAAUAGUGCUCAAUACUGUGAGCCAUCGAUAAGAAACGCUUGUCCUCGUGGAUAUAGCUGUCAGUUCUCGGAAACCGCUCAGCAAAACAUCUGCUGUGGCAGCGCUGGACCGGAGACCCGGCCUCGGUUCUCCAAAAUCACUGAGCCAGGCGCACCUGGUCCAGAUCCUGAGACUGAGACCGAUACGGAAGCCCCUGGACCAACGACGACAUCAGUUCCGGAAGUGUGCGAAAAAGGCUCUGCCUACCUCAUGAAUGGCAAACCAAAGCUCUGCACGAACAGUCCUUGUCCGUCCGGUUACAAAUGCACCUUCUCUCGAGUCAGUAAAAACUACUACUGCUGUUCUGCCUUCACAGCUAAUCACGGAUGUCCUUCCGGCGUUGCAUUGUUGUUCCCUUCAACCGGUACCCCAGUGCAGUGCAGUAACGUCGGUACGGGAUCCUGUCCAGCUGGAUACAGAUGUAUUCGUAGCACGACAACUAAGCGAUUCCAAUGCUGUUCAACGAGUGACAACGCUGUCAGAAGACCAGACCCAAGGAAUCGCGUCGUCACCAACAACAACAAUAAGAAGGACUCCACGACAGGACCAUGCCCGGCCGGCCAGGUGCAAGUGCUUCGAAUUGUUGGUGAGCGUAUCGUCAAGAAAUGUGAGAGCUCCUGUCCAGCCCAUCAGGUCGCCGUACGCGGUAUCUGCCGUGAUAAAUACCAUGCCGACGAUCCGGUAAGUAUGAACACCUUGCCAUAG